This is a messenger RNA of Dioscorea cayenensis subsp. rotundata (Guinea yam), 2297 nucleotides long. RefSeq names its product metal transporter Nramp6-like. Gene Ontology annotation, biological process: metal ion transport. The record is from RefSeq and is a predicted model, not a curated record. The transcript has 4 exons. Bases 271 to 1884 code for a protein of 537 amino acids. Lineage: Eukaryota; Viridiplantae; Streptophyta; Magnoliopsida; Dioscoreales; Dioscoreaceae. Gene Ontology annotation, cellular component: membrane. Gene Ontology annotation, molecular function: cadmium ion transmembrane transporter activity; manganese ion transmembrane transporter activity.
ACAUAUAUCUAUAUAUAUAUAUAUAUAGUCAUAUAGAUAUAUAUAUAAUCAUUUCAGAUGCUUCCUUGCAGGCUUUAAUUCAUGUUUUCCAUGAAUAAGCAUUAAAAAGGCAAGCAAAUACACGAGGAAUCCGUCACUAAAUUCACGGUCAAGAUCGAUCCACCUCAGCUUUAAGAUCCGAUUGUACACGAAUCCCAACGCAAAGCGUGUGCACCACAUCGCCGUACAUACCCACCCACAGGCCUCGUUCUCUCCUUCAUCUCCGGCUCAAUGACUCCAUUGGAUCUCGUCUCCUCCCCACUCCCAUCCUCUAAAAAGACCAAAAUACCCCUCCUUCCCAUGUCCACCGGCGACGUCGCUGCGGUCGCCGGCGCCGGUGAAUCGGAUGCUCUGCUCCCGUCCGUUGAGAACGCCUACGAAUCCAGCGAGAAGAUCUCCAUUGCGAUCUCUGAUGACGACGAGACCGACGCUGAUUCCGUCCCUUCGUUCUCUUGGCGCAAGCUUUGGCUUUUCACCGGGCCGGGGUUUCUCAUGAGCAUCGCGUUUUUGGAUCCUGGAAACCUUGAGGGAGAUCUUCAGGCUGGGGCGGUGGCUGGGUACUCGUUGCUGUGGUUGCUGCUCUGGGCUACGGCGAUGGGGCUUUUGAUACAGUUGUUGUCGGCGCGGCUUGGGGUGGCUACUGGGAAACAUUUAGCGGAGCUUUGCCGGGAGGAGUACAAGGGGUGGGCUGGCGUGGCGCUGUGGAUUAUGACGGAGCUUGCUUUGAUUGGGGCUGAUAUACAGGAGGUGAUUGGGAGUGCGAUUGCCAUUAAGGUUUUGAGCCGUGGGGUGCUGCCUCUCUGGGCUGGUGUGGUCAUCACGGCUUCUGAUUGCUUCAUUUUUUUGUUCCUUGAAAACUAUGGAGUGAGAAAACUAGAAGCUGCUUUUGCUGUGCUCAUUGGAACAAUGGCAUUUUCUUUUGCUUGGAUGUUUGGGAAAACGAAGCCUAGUGGAACAGAACUUCUACUUGGUAUUUUGAUUCCAAAAUUAAGCUCAAAGACCAUAAGGCAGGCUGUUGGAGUUGUAGGGUGUGUCAUAAUGCCCCACAAUGUAUUCUUGCAUUCCGCUCUUGUACAGUCAAGAAAAAUUGAUAUCAAUAAGAAGAGCCGCGUUCAAGAAGCACUGAACUAUUAUUCUAUAGAAUCGACUAUUGCCCUUAUUAUCUCAUUUAUGAUCAAUUUGUUUGUCACUACUGUUUUUGCAAAGGGGUUUUUUGGCAGUAAAGAAGCUGAUAAUAUAGGUCUUGAGAAUGCUGGACAAUUUCUACAAAGUAAAUAUGGGGGAGGGCUAUUUCCAAUUCUUUAUAUAUGGGGAGUUGGAUUGUUAGCAGCUGGGCAGAGCAGCACAAUAACUGGCACCUAUGCUGGACAGUUUAUUAUGGGAGGAUUUCUCAAUCUUCCAUUGAAGAAGUGGCUCAGGGCAUUGAUUACUCGAAGUUUUGCAAUUAUCCCAACAAUAAUUGUUGCUUUAUUUUUUGAUACUUCUAAUGCCGCGUUGGAUGUUUUAAAUGAGUGGCUUAAUGUUCUUCAAUCAGUUCAGAUCCCAUUUGCUCUCAUUCCACUCCUAACUUUAGUGUCAAAAGAAGAAGUCAUGGGGGUUUUUAAGAUUGGUCAUGUUAUGAAAAUGGUGACAUGGACUGUUGCUGCAUUGCUAAUAAUCAUAAAUGGAUACCUUUUGCUGGAAUUCUUCUCAUCAGAAGUACAUAGCAUUUUGGUUGGUUCAAUUGUCUGUGUUGCCAUAACUUUGUACGUGGCAUUUAUCGUUUAUCUCAUUAUGCAUGGCCAAGGUCUAUCCUCACAAAAUUUGGCAGCAGGCUUCAAAAGAUUUGUAGGUUCAGAAAACUGAAGAUAAAUUUCUCUGUUCCAUUCUUGAAAUCCGGCUUCGAUGCUGUACAGUAUGUCAAAUUACAAGCCUUUCAGAGGCCAACUCUUGAUCGAUCGAUGAAUUGACAGACUGCUUCUUUGCUCAAGAAAUCAUAAGGGCCGGGUUUUGUGCUAUAAUAAUAAUGCACCCUUUUGAGUUAUAGAUACCAGUGUUGCAGAAAAGUAAAAACAGAUAAACAGAGGGAUUUUGUUCAGAUACUAGAAAACUUUAGUUAUACAUUUUUUUUCUCACCAAAUUCAGGUGCUACCUUUUUUUGUUAUAUAUGUAACUUCAAUGGUUUUGUUUUCUUCCAAUUUGUAACAUUUUGCAAAAUUUCAAUUUUAUUUAGCAGAUAACGUUAGAUGUGAUGGUUCUCUCAUGUGUUAUUUAGAUGU